CUUUAAUUUAAUAAAUAAACACGCAGAAUCAGGCCUUUAAUCCUAAGAACUUGGAAAGAAUACCAGAUGCUGGUGGUAGAUGGUUGCAACCUGCAGGUGGGUCUCGGAGAAGUAUAAAAAAAUGAAAUAUAUGGCCGAGAGGGGGUUAUCUGAUAUAUCGAAAAGGAGAACCGAGCACAAGUAUGAGAGAACCAAGUCAAAUAUUGAACAGCGGCCUUUCUCACAAUCUCCGCAGCGUCAACAACACUCAGUAUUUUACUUUCCAAAAUGGUCCCGUACAAACUCUUCACGGGCCUCCUCGUCGCCUCCCUGCUAUCGAUCAACUGGCGCAUCUCCAACACCCGCCGUGUCUCUAUCAAAAUCCCGGGAUCCAUUGACCCCAGCGCAAUCGUUCAAGUCCUUCAUGACCAGAAGACCUUCAUUGCGCUGAACCGGUUGAUCAUAGAGUCAGCCCAGGUCCCAACUGACCCCGCCGUAUACGAGGACGAAUGGUUCCAGACCCCAGAGACCCGGGACCCUAUCGAGACAUACAAUGUCAAUAGCAUCAUUAGAAUCAUACCCGGAUAUGACUGGGGCAAACGACACAUCCGGUUUGGAACCUGGUUGAGGAAUAUCGAGACCGGCGUCAGGACCAAAGCCGACGCACCGUUCGGUGUAUCGGUGGGAAGCCAGUGGUCUGUUCAGCCAGACAAUCCAGGCGGUAAGAUGAUCUCAGACCCUUUUGCUCGGAACUCUCCAUGCUGACGGGGAAAGUAGGAUGGAUAUUGGUCGUGGAUAGGGACGUCAGCUGUGUAUGGUGGGUGAUGCCCUUUGUGGCGUACACAUAUGAUGAAUGCCAUGCCAACGUUGCUCAUG
Aspergillus heteromorphus CBS 117.55 is the source of this 855-nucleotide messenger RNA. RefSeq lists its product as uncharacterized. The record is from RefSeq and is a predicted model, not a curated record. NCBI's taxonomy places the organism in Eukaryota, Fungi, Ascomycota, Eurotiomycetes, Eurotiales, Aspergillaceae. Bases 268 to 744 code for a protein of 158 amino acids. The transcript has a single exon.